Hyla sarda is the source of this 8376-nucleotide messenger RNA. RefSeq names its product mucin-2-like. Gene Ontology annotation, cellular component: extracellular matrix. Lineage: Eukaryota; Metazoa; Chordata; Amphibia; Anura; Hylidae. The transcript is spliced from 45 exons. Gene Ontology annotation, molecular function: protein binding. The record is from RefSeq and is a predicted model, not a curated record. The coding region runs from base 1 to 8376 and encodes 2791 amino acids.
AUGAUCCCUUCAUCUUCUCCUGUUAUGACGAUUUUCAUCGAUGGAGUUCCUUAUUGCAUUCCGAUUCACAUUGUUUUUUUCUUGUUCUACGACUACCUGUUACCAAUUGUUCCUGUCUACUUCGCAAAGAAGAAGGAAGUUAUCUAUAUGACAGUUAUUGAUAUCUGCUGUCGGAUUCGGAAUCAUGGUCACUACGUCUGCAGCACCUGGGGGAACUAUCAUUUUAAAACCUUUGAUGGUGCCUUUUACCAGUUUCCUGGCAGCUGUAGCUACAACAUGGCCUCACAUUGCCAAGACUCCUAUCAAGAUUUCUCUGUCCAUGUUCACCGUUUACUGGCCAAUGGUCACCCAUUUAUAGACAAGAUCACCAUCUCCAUCAAAGAUGUUAUUGUUCAGAUGAAAAAGAACUUAGUAGUACUGAAUGGGGCCAUCAUCAAGACACCUUAUUACAGCUUUGGAAUUCUUAUUCAUGAGAACGAUGCCUAUUUUAAGAUGUACGCAAAGGCAGGCCUGACCCUCAUGUGGAAUAGAGAAGAUGCUGUCAUGUUGGAGUUGGACCCAAGGUUCAACAAUCAUACAUGUGGCCUCUGUGGGGAUUAUAAUGGGGACCCUAAAAAUAGUGAAUUCCUGUUCGAGGAUAGAACUUUCAGCCCUAUUACAUUUGGAAAUCAGCAGAAUGUAAAUGAUCCAAAUGAAGUGUGUUUAGACACAGAGGAAACUGAAGUCAUCAACCCAGAAAACUGUUCUAAAUAUCGCUCUGCUUGUGAAGAACAUCUAGGCCAUGCUGCAUUCUCUGACUGUAUGACAUUUCUGAAACUGGAACCUUACAUCAAGGCUUGUAUGAUAGACAUGUGUUCCUGUGAUCACUCUCAAGACUCCUUCUGCCUGUGUAGUACCAUAACAGAGUAUUCCAGACAAUGCUCUCAUGCUGGAGGACGCCCAGGAAACUGGAGAAGCUCUAAAUUUUGUCCUAAACAAUGUCCAGCUAAUAUGGUUUAUCAAGAAAGUGCCUCCCCUUGCAAGAACUCCUGUUCCCACCAAGAGAUACACAGCCUGUGUGAGGAGCAUUACAUGGAUGGCUGCUUCUGUCCUGAUGGUACGGUGCUAGAUGACUACACUGACAGGGGCUGCAUACCAGUUACCAAGUGCCAUUGCAAACACCAAGGAAAACUCUAUGCUCCUGGAGAAUCAAUUAAAAAGGAUUGUGAUAAAUGUCGCUGUGUUGCUGGAAGAUGGAAUUGCACAGAUCUCCCCUGCCCUAAAGUUUGCUCCAUUGAAGGGGGAGCCCAUUUUACCACUUUUGAUGGGAAGACGUAUACUUUUCAUGGGAACUGUAACUAUGUGCUGUUAAAGGCAAGGUGUAGACUAGAAAAUAGAACAAAUCUUAUCCUGGGCAAUCUAGUACCCUGCAGGUCCUCAGGGAAAGAGACUUGUCUCAGUUCUGUUACAUUAGUCACAGACAACCAGAAAAGUGUUGUGAUGUUCAGAGCGGAUGGAACAGUUUUCCUGAAUAACCUUAAAGUUACGCUGCCGCAUUUCACAGACAAUUUUUCAAUACUGCAGCCAUCUAAACACCAUAUUAUUGUUCAAACUAUCCAUGGCCUCCAAAUGCAAAUUCAACUAUUACCAAAAAUGCAGCUGUACAUCACCACGGAGAAAACUUCCAGAAAACCACUACAAGGUCUUUGUGGGAAUUUUAACUCUAAGGAAGUAGAUGACUUUACAACAUCAGGAGGACUUGUAGAAGCCACAGCAUCAGCCUUUGCCAACUCGUGGAAGGGCCUAGAUUCUUGCCAAGACAUUUCCGACCGACUGGAUUCCCCUUGCAGUGUCAGCAUUGAGAACAAAAAUUACGCAGAUUAUUGGUGCUCUAAGUUGGAAAACAAUGAGUCUGUUUUUGCUAAAUGUCAUUCCGCCAUAGACCCAUCUGAAUAUGCAAAGAGGUGCCGCUAUGAUUCAUGUAACUGUAAGGAGAGUGAGCAGUGCAUGUGCGCAGCUCUCUCCUCCUACGUCAGAGCCUGCGCUGCUAAAGGGAUCAUUCUGUGGGGAUGGAAGAAGGGAAUUUGUGACAAGGAUAUCACAUCCUGCCCGUCUAGCCAAAUCUACCUUUAUAACUUGACCACAUGCCAGCUGACCUGCCGAUCUCUGGCAGAGGGCGAGAAGGUUUGUUCCAGUGUGUUUACCCCAGUAGAUGGCUGUGGGUGUCCAGAUGGGCAGUACCUAAAUGAAAAGGACCAAUGUGUACCCAAGUCAAAGUGCUCCUGCCACUAUCGUGACACCUACCUGAAACCUCAGGAGAGAAUCACCACAAAGGAUAGGCAGUGUAUCUGCCAAAAUGGGAAUCUUGUCUGCCCCAGUCAAGUCAAUAAAACUUGUUCUGGAGGAAAAGUUUACUUUGACUGUAACAAAAAUCAGUCCUUGCCUUCAAGAACCACUAUCCACAGAAGCUGCAAGACUUUGAGUGUUGAAUACUUCCAGACAGAGUGCAUCUCAGGGUGUGUUUGCCCCAAUGGACUUCUAGAUGAUGGAGCCGGAGGUUGUGUCCCUGAAGACAGAUGCCCUUGUGUCCAUAAUGAAGACAUUUAUCCUCAUGGAACUCAGGUCAAAGUGGACUGCAAUACAUGCUUAUGUCAGAGAGGAAGAUGGACAUGUACAGAUACUGUCUGCCAUGGAACAUGUACGAUCUAUGGGAACGGUCAUUAUAUCACAUUUGAUGAUAAAAUUUAUGACUUUGAUGGGAAUUGUGAGUUUGUGGCUGCCCAGGACUACUGUGAGACUGAGAGUUCUGGUGGCAGCUUCAGUGUCCUCACAGAGAACAUCCCAUGUGGUACCACUGGAGUUACAUGUUCAAAGUCUGUCAAAGUCUUUCUGGGGAAUACCAUGCUGAAAUUAUCAGAAAAACAUGUAGUGAAGACUGUCGGAGAAGGAGGAAAACACAUCGAUUAUCUAACUCGAGAGGUGGGAAUUUAUUUGGUCAUUGAGGCAAGUAAUGGAAUUCUGCUGAUUUGGGACAAGAAAACCACCAUAUUCAUCAAGGUGUCACCAGCAUAUAAGGGAAAACUGUGUGGUUUGUGUGGAAAUUUUGAUGAUAAUUCCCAAAAUGACUUUAAAACAAGACACAUGAUACAAGUCAUUGAUGUCCUGGAAUUUGGAAACAGCUGGAAGGUGGACGCCACAUGUCCUGAUGCUACAGAUGUAGUCAACCCCUGCAGUCAGAAUCCUCAUCGCCAUUCCUGGGCUGAGAAACAAUGUAGUCUAAUCAAAAGCCACAUUUUUAAAAUCUGCCAUAGCAAGGUUGAUCCAAAACCAUUUUAUGAGGCCUGUGUAAAUGAUGCCUGCUCAUGUGACAGCGGGGGAGACUGUGAAUGCUUCUGUACUGCUGUCGCUGCCUAUGCUCAGGAAUGUACCAAAGCAGAAGCCUGUGUCUACUGGAGGACCCCAGACAUAUGCCCCAUAUUUUGUGACUACUACAACCCUAUGGGUGAAUGUGAGUGGCACUAUCACCCAUGUGGAAACCACAGUGUACAAACAUGCCGGUCUAUUAACCACAUUUACACUAAUGUUACCAUUACCUAUCUGGAAGGCUGCUACCCAACUUGCCCAAAGAAUAAGCCUAUUUUUGAUGAGGUAAACAAGAAAUGUGUGACCAGGGAUGAGUGUGGUUGCUAUAUUAAUGAUGUUCAUCACAAAUCUGGAGCAGAAGUUCCUUAUUAUAAGAAAUGUUAUAAAUGUGUCUGCGCAUCUAAUGGAAACAUUUCCUGUAAAAAACUAGAUGACUCUUCUUGUUCCAGUACAACACCCCUCACAACCACAUCUAUUACCCCUGCCACCAUCUCUCCAACUGCAGCCACAGAGGAUUGUACACCUGUCUGCUCCUGGUCUAAAUGGCUUAGCUCCAGCAUUCCUUCAUUUGCAUCUAGAGGGGAUUAUGAAACAUAUGACAACAUCAGGAAGGCUGGAUAUGAUGUGUGUGGAAGUCCACAGAAAAUUUCCUGCAGAGCAAAGCAUAGGCCAAAUAAGAACUUAUACAGUCUGGGGCAAAUCGUGGUAUGUGACAUCUCUUAUGGGCUUAUCUGUUACAACAAAGAACAGCGCCCUCUGCCUAUUUGUUAUGACUAUGAGAUUAGAGUGUACUGCUGUACAGUAUCUAAUACUUGUUCAUCUACUACUGGUCCAAAUGGAACUACCACUCCAGCAAGUAUCAUCACUACCAUCAAUAUAAGUGGGACAACCGCACCAACAAUUCUGAUGUCGAAAAGCCCACCGACCACCAAGUCUUUAACAGUGACCAGGCCAACCUCUAGCAUUUCACAGUAUGAGACUUCUACACCUACACCUGGUCCAACGGUCGUGAACGAAACCUCUACUAGCACACAAGAUUGUACACCUAUCUGUUCAUGGUCGCAGUGGUUUAGUGUGAGUUAUCCUACAUAUGAAUCUGGAGGGGAUUAUGAAACGUACCAUAAUAUCAGGCAGGCUGGAUAUGAUGUCUGUGAGACACCAUUGCAUAUUUCCUGCAGAGCCAAACGCCAUCCAAACACUGCACUACAUGAACUGAGGCAGAAGGUGACCUGUGAUGUCUCCUAUGGUCUGAUCUGUAUUAACAAAGAGCAGGACAUCGUGCCUAUGUGUGAAGAUUAUGAGAUUUCCGUCUACUGCUGCAAAGUGCCGGAUAUGUGCUUACAUACUACCCCUCGAAGCUUGGAAUAUAAGUCCAGCAUUCCAGUUAUUAUCAGUACUAGCAGUGCUGGGACAAACGCAACCACAACAUGGACAUUAACAAGGACCACAAAGAUCAGUAAAACAAGUUCUCAUACAUCAAGCUCCACAUCACAUGUCACCUCUUCUCCAACUAAAACAUUUGGUAUAGGCAUCAAGACGCCGCAAGUUACAUCUAAAACAACUUUGCAUUUACCACAAGUUCACACUACUAAAACAAGAACAAAGGCAACCACCAUAACAUCUCCUGCUCGUACAAGUAAAGGACCUGAAUCCACACCAGCCUCCACUACUAAAACUCCAUUCACUACCAUCAAACCAUCUCCUACUACUAUAUCUGUCCCAAUCUUAUCAACUUCUCCUCCUACUAAUACCUCUUUUAUACCGUCUACCACUUCCACCAUAACAUUUCCUAAUGCUACUUCAAGUGCAAGUACCAUUGAAAAUAAAUUGACUAGCAGCACCACAUCUACUCCUAAAACAAGGAAAUAUACCUCUUCCAAAUCUGUGGUAACAUCAGUCUCUACUAGUUCAGCAACUAUACCUAUCACAAAUAUAACUAGAGAAUUAUUCACAACCAAUAAAACCCCUUUGACUACUGAUGCUAAUAUAGUUACCUCUACAAAAUUGAUACCAACCACAAAUAUGGAAGUUACCACUGCUGCGUCAAUGAGUUUCUCAACGUCAAGUCAGGGUUCAUAUACACCUACCAAACCUAUGCCAAUCACAACAGCACCUACUGCUACUCGUGCCGCCAGCACAUUUCCUACAGACAAAGUUACAAAAACUAGACAACAUACCGAAAUGACUACUAUUAGUUCCACUACAUCAACUACUGUCACAAGUAAAAUCCCAACAAUUUCUACCCAAAAUGAACUGAUGCAAACAUCAGCCACUCAAGUUUUUACUGCGACCAGCAAUAGAUCCCCUACUAUUACCACCUCCUCUACUAGUAACACUACAAAAAAACAUACACCUGAACCUACUACAGCCUCAGCUGCUUCUAUCACUUCUAGUACUAGAACAGUAGUCACAUCUAUACCAGCCUCGAUGACUGUUACUACUUACUCUAAAACUCUUCCUACUACAAAUAAAACCACUAAAGUAUACACAACUAGGGAUUUUUUAAAAACUUCUUCAACUAAGUCUACAUUAGGCUCCACCCCAAAAGGUAUUUCCACUACAUCACAGAUCUCACGUGAAAGUACCUCAUACACACAUAUAACUCCAGACUCAUCAUCUAAAGCCAAUACUUUUACAUUCACCUCCACAACACCUAUGACAACGAGCAAAGUGACUACAAAAUACAUAAGCAGACCAUCUAGUACUCACCCGGCACUUAGUAAUACUACUACAGCAACUGAAUCUAAUAAUAAUCAACUGACACCUAUAAUUUACAUACCUUCAAAAUCUAUACCUACCUUACCCUCUGAAGCUUCAAGGAUGACUACAGAAGCUACGUCAACUGGUAGCUUCAGAACUGCUACAUCAAGGAGUACGAGUCAUAUGCCAUCUACUAUACCUAAACAACCAACCACACAAAGUACUAGAAAGAGCACAAAUCCCUUUUUAUCAGAGUUCACUACAUCAUCUAUGACAACUACUAGACAAACAAGAACUCCAGGGACAUCUCCUACUGAGCAUUCUAUGAGUGAGGCAUCUACUACUACUACUUCACUACUCACAUCUUCUACUUUACCAACUACUGUAAAGGAGACAAGGAGCUCACAUUGUGUCUGUGUACAUAAUGGAAUCCCAUUCCCCCCAGGAGAAGUUAUUAGCAAAGUAACCAAUGAAACCUGGUGCUACAAAGUCACUUGCAAUAUGGAAUGUAAAACUGAAGUGGAGAAUUGGCUUUGCUCUACAUCUACUCCAUCAAGUACCUCAAUGCCAGCACUGAAAUCAACAUCUUCCCCCAGUUUUCUGAGCACGACUCCACAGGUCUUCUCCACCAUAUACAGCACAGCACAAAGACGUUCAAGUGCCAGUGUGAUCACUUCUAUGGUAUCAUCAACAACUGAGAGACAUGGUUGCUCAUUUGAGAAAUUUCGAGAGCCCAAUGAAACAUGGAUGCUGAAUAACUGCACCAUGGCCAAGUGCUUGGAAGACCACACGGUAGAGAUUAUAGAGAUGAAGUGUGAACCUCCACCUGUGAUCACAUGUGCCAAUGGGUACCUACCAAUAGCUGUACCAGAUGACAACCAAUGCUGCUGGCACUGGGAGUGUGAUUGUGUAUGUUCCGGCUGGGGAGAUCCACACUACAAGACGUUUGAUGGAACCUAUUACACUUUUCAAGGCAUCUGCACCUACACACUCAUGGAGGAGAUAGAAAAGAAGAAUAACCUAAGAAUCUACAUAGAUAAUUAUGACUGUGGAACAAAUGAUUCAAUGUCCUGUCCUCGUAAAUUGAUUGUUCUCCAUAAUACUCAAGAAAUUCAACUUUUUGUUAGUGAUUUUGAAGACAUUAAUAUACAGGUUUUUGCAAAUGGAGAAAUAGUUGGUACCCCAUACCAGAAAAAUGGGGUUAAAAUUUAUACCUUGGGCAUCUAUUAUGUGGUGGAAAUACCAGAACUAGGAGCUAAUAUUAUAUACAAUGGGUUGGGUUUCUAUAUCAAACUGCCUUAUUACCAUUUUGGUGAUAAUACACAAGGACAAUGUGGCACCUGCACUAACAACCAGUCAGAUGACUGCAGGACACGUGAUGGUAACAUUGUUUCAAAAUGUGAAAUGAUGGCCGAUUCCUGGAUAAUAGAAGAUUCCAAAAAACCUGAAUGUGGCCAAACAAAGACAACAGUGCCCCCUAAUGUGACUGCUGCCCCUACUGUGACUCCUACCUGCCAACCAUCACCACUUUGCAGCCUCCUCAUGGGACCACUAUUCCAGAAAUGCCACAACAUUGUGUUACCAGAUGAUUUUUACGAGGCCUGUGUAUAUGAUAGCUGCCAUGUUUCAAGAUCCAAGAUUGAAUGCUCCAGUCUGCAGCAUUAUGCUCAACUUUGUGGAGAUGAAGGAAUUUGUAUUGACUGGAGGAGUAAAGCCCCAGAAUGCUCCAUGUCGUGCCCCUCACACAAGGUGUACAAUGCCUGUGGUCCAGCAGUACCAAGAACAUGUAAAACCAUCCCAGAGGAAAAUUCAAUAAUGAAAGAUGAUGAACAUUUCGUUGAAGGAUGUUUCUGUCCUCAGGACUCCAUACGCUUCAGUCCAGCUGUGGACAUAUGUGUUAAUACUUGUGGGUGUGUUGGUCCUGAUAAUGUACCACGAAAGUUUGGAGAAAAGUUUCAAUUUGGUUGCCAGGACUGUAUCUGCAUCGAGGGUGGAAGUGGAAUCACUUGUCAAAAACACAAGUGCAAGGAGAUGACUGAAGUGCAUUGUACCUUAGAAGGUUUCUCUUCUGAAGUCCAGAUUAGCCCCACAGACCCCUGCUGUAGAGAGACUGUGUGCAGGUGUGACAAAAGUAGAUGCAAUACCAUGUCUCCCAUCUGUGAGCUGGGCUAUGAAGCUGUUGCUAGCAUUCCAGAGGGGCACUGCUGCUUUCAGUAUGAGUGUGACCAGGGGACAAAAACCUCAGAGGAAAGCUCACAUAGGCUGGAGAAAGAGAAAGGAGCAGAUACAAGGCAGUCUGCUGAAGAGAAUCAUAUAGACUAUAUACAAGUAUAA